AUGUCCAACAAGCAUUUCAUCAAUGACGCAGCAGACCUAGUCGCAUCAGCACUUCGAUCAGUGCCCGUCACAAACCCUGCUCUCAAGCUAGAUGAGGAAAACAAAAUCGUAUACUCGAAGCACAACGCUGCUGACACCGUCGCGAUUGUCUCCGGCGGAGGUGCUGGUCAUGAACCCAGUUUUGUCAGCUUCGUUGGCAGCGGCAUUCUCCGUGCUGCUGUCUCAGGAUCGAUUUUCGCCAGUCCAAGUGUCAGACAGAUCUAUAACGCCAUCAUGCACCGUGUGAAUCCCAAUAAUGGGGUGUGUAUGAUUGUUAUGAACUACACCGGCGAUGUUCUCCAUUUUGGGUUGGCGAGCGAAAAGGCCAAGGCCGCUGGCCUAGAUGUCGAGAUGGUAGUAGUCGGCGACGACGUCGGUGUUGGGCGUGAAAUAAACGGCAAAGUUGGCCGCAGAGGUAUCGCUGGUACGGUGCUAGUCCACAAGGUCGCUGGGGCGCUAGCAGUCGCAAAGGGCAGCUUGCAGGAAGUGACGGAGGUCGCAAGGUUGGUGAGUGCUAAUUUGGGGUUCAAGAGGAUUCCAAUCCCACCGCUCGGUGAACUUGUCAGUUUGCUGUUGAAACAAUUAUUAGAUUCAAGCGAUAAAGACCGCGGAUACCUGGAAGAAGUAGAGAAGAACGAGGGAUGGGUCCUGUUGGUUAAUAAUUUAGGGGGUGUCAGCCCCCUAGAGAUGGGAGGUGUCACUGCAGAAGUCGUCAAACAACUUGACGCGACUUAUGGUAUUGAGCCAAAAAGAGUAUUUAGUGGAACCUAUAUGACCAGCUUGAAUGGGAAUGGUUUCAGCAUUAGUCUUCUGAGACUGGUUGAUACCGGGCUUGGGAAAGGGAAGAGCAUGCUAGAACUUCUGGAUGCGCCAUGCGAAACAAUCGGAUGGCCGAUGAUUGUCAAGCCUGAAACUUGGGAUAACAAAGUCAAGGGCGAGGUGGCCGAGAAGAUUGCAGAUGAUGAGAGAAUACCAUCUUCAAAAUUGAAAAUGGAUACGGCUAUCUUUUCGAAGAUACUGACUGCAGGGUUGAAAAAUCUCAUUGAGGCUGAGCCAGAGAUCACAAAGGCCGAUGACAUCGUAGGUGAUGGUGACUGUGGGCUCGCGCUUAAGUCGGGUGCAGAAGCGGUACUCAAGUUCAUUGAUUCCGGGAAGGUUGUCCCAGAUGCAGUCAUCACCGUCGCAAAGCUUGCGGAGAUAGUGGAGGAGCAUAUGGAUGGUACUUCAGGGGCCAUUUACUCAAUCUUUCUCAACUCACUUGCGAAAGCGCUCCGGAGGAGCGGGGAAGAGAACGCAACACUCAAGACAUGGGCAACUGCCGCAAUGGCUGCUCUGGUAUCUUUAAGGAGAUACACCCCUGCACAGCCAGGCGAUAGGACCUUGGUUGAUGCACUACAGCCUUUCAUUGUUGCACUUGCGGAGGAUAAAGGGUUGGUUACUGCAGCAAAGGCCGCAAGAGAAGGCGCAGAUAGUACAAAGGGGAUGAGACCACGUCUGGGAAGAAGCGUCUAUGUUAGUGAGGUUGGGGAUACUCUGGAUCCUGGUGCUGUGGGAAUUGCGGUCUUGGUUGAGGGUUUCGCGCUGUAUAAGUAA
Messenger RNA from Morchella importuna, 1632 nucleotides. RefSeq lists its product as uncharacterized. Gene Ontology annotation, cellular component: cytosol. The record is from RefSeq and is a predicted model, not a curated record. The transcript is spliced from 7 exons. NCBI's taxonomy places the organism in Eukaryota, Fungi, Ascomycota, Pezizomycetes, Pezizales, Morchellaceae. Gene Ontology annotation, molecular function: glycerone kinase activity. Bases 1 to 1632 code for a protein of 543 amino acids. Gene Ontology annotation, biological process: glycerol catabolic process.